CGCGAGUCACGGGCCAAGAUCUUGCUCCAAGUGACAUCCUCUUCCCAUGGAAUCUCCUGACAACGAGCGCGAGCCUCUGCUUUGACCUGCACAGAAGCAAGAGACUUCGGUCUCUAAUCGCCUCACGACAUGGCACGCCCAAGAGGAACGUCGGCCGCAUCCGACAACAGUUCGGUGCCUGAUCAACACCAGGAAUUAGGCAGCAUGUAUGAUUAUCUGGCCAAAGUCGUUCUCAUCGGGCCCUCUGGAACCGGCAAAUCCUGUCUCUUGCACCGUUUUGUCAAGGCCGAAUGGCGCGUCCUCUCCUCACAAACGAUCGGCGUCGAAUUCGCCUCCAAGAUUGUCAAAGUUGGGUCAGGCUCGAAUCGGCGGAGGAUUAAACUACAACUCUGGGAUACGGCGGGAACCGAAAGAUUUCGCAGUGUCAGCCGCAGUUACUAUCGAGGCGCUGCCGGCGCAAUACUCGUCUACGAUGUCUCCAACCUCGCAACCUUUAAUGCCUUGCCUACCUUCUUAUCAGACGCCCGCGCCCUUGCCAGUCCAAAUUUAGCUUUGAUCCUCGCUGGCAACAAAAAUGAUUUGGCAGAUACCUCGAGCAAGACACAGGCGCAACAUAUCAAUGGGGCUACGUCACACCGUGGCACGCAAUCAGACACUUCUGGAGGAGCCACUCCUUCGAGUGCCUCGAGCCGACAGUCGUACUUGCCAUAUGAUGCUAGUGGAGGGACAAGCUCAACGAGAUCGCGUGGUGGCUCCGUCAACCUCACUGGUCAGAAAUGGACUGCAACCGUGGCUGAAGGCCGAGAGGUGAGCCCAGAGCUGGUUUCACGUUGGGCAUCCAAGGCACUCGUUCCUGUUACAAUGGAGGUGUCUGCUCUGACGGGAGACAAUGUGGAUGAACUCUUCAACCGACUUGGGCGCAUGAUCCUCACCAAGAUUGAAUUGGGCGAAAUUGACCCCGAUGACCCAGCUAGCGGCAUUCAAUACGGGGAUGGUGGAGCAUACGCAGACGGUAUGAGCAUACAUUCCGGCACCACCGCCGCUGAUGAAGGAACAUUACGGCGGCGAGGCAACAGGAGGAAGCGAGGUGGAGGGGUGCUGCACGGUUUGAGUGAAUGGGAGGAUGUCUUUCGACGGCCUCAAAGUCGAGGAGGCCGGACAUGCUGCUGAUUUUGGCCCAUCUACAAUCGCCGGGCAAUUUUUGACGGCGUUGGCAUCCAUCCUCAGCGUUGUUACGAGCGAACGAGCGACGGCGUCUAGGAAUCUUCUUAUGUUGGCUGUUUAUACAGGCCACCGUGUUGUAUGCCUUUGGCUACUGCUGAGUUGGACAUAUAUCAUGGGUUUCCUUUGUCUUGCAUGUGAAACAAUCGUCACGUUAUUCGUGAGAUAUAGCAUAGAGAGAAAAAAGGGCAUGUCUGCAACUGGUUUGCAGCGUGUGUAAUGUCUAAUCGCAUUUCGGUCCAUGA
This is a messenger RNA of Exophiala mesophila, 1466 nucleotides long. RefSeq lists its product as uncharacterized. Gene Ontology annotation, cellular component: endosome. Lineage: Eukaryota; Fungi; Ascomycota; Eurotiomycetes; Chaetothyriales; Herpotrichiellaceae. Gene Ontology annotation, biological process: regulation of endocytosis. The coding region runs from base 130 to 1170 and encodes 346 amino acids. Gene Ontology annotation, molecular function: GTPase activity; GTP binding. The transcript has 2 exons. The record is from RefSeq and is a predicted model, not a curated record.